This is a messenger RNA of Knipowitschia caucasica, 1578 nucleotides long. NCBI's taxonomy places the organism in Eukaryota, Metazoa, Chordata, Actinopteri, Gobiiformes, Gobiidae. The record is from the annotation of a GenBank genome assembly.
AUGCCAUCCAGAAAAACUGUCAAACUGAUCCUUUAUGAAGUCCUGGAGUUCACGGCCCUCGUUGCCCCGGUGUUCGUGGUGUUUGAGAGGUUUGCCAGUCUGCUCCGGGACAUUGCCAACCGGGACUGGACCACGUACUGGCUCAUCGUCUCCGUGUCCAUGGCUUAUGUGACCACAGUGACCCUGCUAGUGUGGGCGCCGCUCAAGUACUUGGAGCUGAAGAGAAGCGUCACUGUGGAGAUCACACAAUGGAGACCCACAGUCCUGCUUUUCCUGGUCCUGUCCACGGCUCCGUGUUUUGGGAUUCUCAUCGCCAGCGCAGAGGCAGAAGAAGAGGAGUUUGUGUCAGAGGAGGGAGAGGAGCAGGCCAAGGAGGGAGAGGAGCAGGCCAAGGAGGGAGAGGAGCAGGCCAAGGAGGGAGAGGAGCAGGCCAAGGAGGGAGAGGAGCAGGCCAAGGAGGGAGAGGAGCAGGCCAAGGAGGGAGAGGAGCAGGUGAAGGAGGGAGAGGAGCAGGCCAAGGAGGGAGAGGAGCAGGCCAAGGAGGGGAGAGGAGCAGGCCAAGGAGGGAGAGGAGCAGGCAAGGAGGGAGAGGAGCAGGUGAAGGAGGAGAGGAGCAGGCCAAGGAGGGAGAGAGCAGGUGAAGGAGGGAGAGGAGCAGGUGAAGGAGGGAGAGGAGCAGGCCAAGGAGGGAGAGGAGCAGGUGAAGGAGGAGAGGAGCAGGAGGAGGGAGAGGAGCAGGUGAAGGAGGGAGAGGAGCAGGCCAAGGAGGGAGAGGAGCAGGUGAAGGAGGAGAGGAGCAGGCCAGGAGGAGAGGACAGCAGGGAGAAGGAGAGGAGCAGAGAGGUGAAGGAGGGAGAGGAGCAGGUGAAGGAGGGAGAGGAGCAGGCCAAGGAGGGAGAGGAGCAGGUGAAGGAGGGAGAGGAGCAGGUGAAGGAGGGAGAGGAGCAGGCCAAGGAGGGAGAGGAGCAGGUGAAGGAGGGAGAGGAGCAGGCCAAGGAGGGAGAGGAGCAGGCCAAGGAGGGAGAGGAGCAGAUGCAGUUCUGUAUUGACUUUCCCUUUGUUCUGAUCGAUCUGAAGGUGCAAAUGAAGAACGGGUUCAGGCUGGACCACUUCACAGAGCUGCCUGUCUCUCUGGUGCUGUUUUCUGGGAUUUUUGUCGACAUUGUGGAGAAACUCAGACCACACCGUCUUUUGGGGCCAACUGGGGAUUUGGACUCUGACAUGACGAUCAUAUCCAGUCCUGUUCUCACGCACCUGGAGUCUAUCACCAGCGUAUCGGGACAAAUGUCAUCGAAGCCCAAUCAAACCGAAGACCCCGUUCCCAACGGGGUUACCCGCACUGCCCCCGACAUCAGAAAUGGCGCCCGCUCUGGCAGACACCAAGACAUCACCCCGACUCGGCCAACUUACCCCCGGAGAACUGCCCCCAGCGCCCCCUACCUGUACUCUACCAGACCACGCGCUUAUUCUGGCCCUUUGAAGAUCCUUUGGAGGAGGGAUCCCAGGGCGGAGAUAUUUGUGGAUAGCUUCAUGUUUUGGUUGGAUACAGUUGAGAUGGUUGGCUAUUACCCCGAAUAA